AAGAGAGGGAGCCCUCCUCACGCAGCCUCCUCUCAAACUGAACACAGCCCAUCUGUUGGCAGCUACCUCUGAUCUGAGGAUGUUGCAGCGAUAGGCAGAAGCUUCCUCUUUUUAUUGUCACACUCAGCCGGCAUCCUCAGCUGUUGCUCCGCAGAGUAAUAAGUCGGAAGCAACAGAAAAGGCCAAACUAUGCGACUGGGUACCAGACGGUAGCCGGAUCCACGCUAUAUCCGACUCUGGAGCGGAUGCGAGCAAAGGUUGCUCGUGAGCAGAGGAGUAUUUUCGCUUUGUUGGAGUCGGAGCCGUGCCCAUGGAGAAGGCGACUCCACCGCCCCAGCCACAGCCCCAGGUCCAGCUGUCGAUAGCGAAAACCGAAAGUCCCGCGGAGGACAUCUCGGGUCUCACGGACGAUGAGCUGCAAAAGUGGAGCAAAGAGGAGCUGGUGCGAAGGCUCAGACGCUCCGAGGCCGACAAGAUGAGCGUGAUCCUGGACCACGGCAAUCUUAUCCGAGAGGUCAACCGUAGCCUACAGCUUCACUUGAACGAGAUCAGGGGGCUCAAGGACAUUAACCAGAAGCUGCAGGAAGACAAUCGUGAGCUGCGGGACUUGUGCUGUUUCCUUGACGAUGACCGCCAGAAAGGCAAACGUGUGUCCCGAGAGUGGCAGCGUUUAGGCCGCUACAGCGCUAGCAUCAUGCGCAAAGAAGUCUCACUGUACCUCCAGAAACUGAAGGAGCUGGAGCAGCGCCAGGAGGAUGUCAUCCGGGAGAAUAUGGAGCUAAAGGAGCUUUGUUUGAUGCUGGAUGAAGAGAAAGGCUUGGCAUCAGGAGGAGGAGGAGGCGGGACCGGAAGUGGAGGUGGCAUAGGGGGCUGCCGUAACUCCAUAGAUAGUCAGAACAGUCUGUUGUUGGUGCCUGGACAAGGACUUCUCAUGAGAGAUGUGGGAGAUGGUAGCAGUACGUCCAGUGCAGGUAGCGCUGAGAGUUCAGACCAUCCACAUCACAAGCAAACGCAUCUGACUGUGGGCGUGGCCAGUGUGAGUAGCACUGGAGACAAGGGCAGCCCAGAGAUAGUGCACAAACCAAGGUGCAGCAGCAUCAGUGCGAUAGGGGGUAUAACCGGUUUAGACAGGGACAUGUCCAGCCCUGAGCACCCUGCUGGACGCCACCGCAGCACCAGCUUAGAGUACCCCUACACUCUACCCCAGCUGUGCCGACCUCGCUGCGGGUCCAUCUCUGUGCCUGACCAUAGCCGAGUCAUGAGGGGACUGAGCCCAGAGAAAUAUGGCAGGAAUAUUGGGGGGAGGAGUCCGGAGCAGCACCCAAAGCAUCACAGCUCUGAUCUAGUCCUAGGGCAGAGGCAGCACUAUCUGGGCACGGGGGGCAGCGGGGAGCUCUUCCAAAGGCACCACAGGAGUAGCAUCAGCAGUACAGGAUGUGGGAGUCCUGAACAUCGCCAGGGGCAUCUAGGGUCAUCUGAGCUUCACGAGAAAAGUUUUGUGGUCCAAGGAGGGAGCCCUGAGACACACCGGCACCAGUAUAGUAUGAGCCCAGACCAUGCCAAGUUUGGGAGCCCAGGCAGAGAGGGCCAGAGGAGGGCCAACACGGACGAACUGUCACCUCACCAUCGGACCAUUUACAACGGCAUGAAUGCUUUGAUAUCGGCCGGAUGCUGCACCAACAACUGUAGAAAUGUCAAGCUAUGGGACAGCUUCGAUGCCUCUUCUUGACCAUAGUUCGACUUUGCGACUCCCCAAAGAAUGGAAAAGACGUCCCCUGCUGUCCUGGAUAUCUAGUCUCCACUGCUGCAAGUCUUCAUAUUAGUGACUCAGGAUAGUCAUUGUGAGGCUAUUGCUCUACGUUUGCAUCCUUUUCAGUUUCACAAGGUUUCUAGAUGCGGACAUCUCGGUUAAUGAAGGAAUUUGUAUUGUCCCUGCCAACUGUGAGACUUCCAGGAACGCACAAAGACAUUGGGAGUUUGCUGCUUACUGUUUACAAAAGUAGACCAUCAACAAGAAGCACAUUCAAAGUUGACUUCAUACCCUUUAUUUUCCGUAUUCUUCCCUAGCAACCAUUGUCCUCCAGUAAUUUCAAAGGUGCUUGUUUUAAUCAUCACCAGUGCGUAUUGAGAUGUAUUGUAAUAUUUUGUCUUUGGGUGAUUAGAGUGUGUUCUUCAUAUCUGCAACUCACAAAUCAGGCAUUACAUUAUGACCACUUGCCUAACUACACAGCCUCAUAAUCCCUUCUGUCAGAACCAGAAUCAGUGACUAGUUUUGAUGGACACCGGGAACCUACUAUUUCUUCAGUGGAUCGCUGACCUCUGCAGACAUGGACCACUACACAAGAGCCAGUGUUGUCUUGCUGUCUUAUGUAUCCAACAGUUGCCAUUAAGCGAAGAGCACUUGUGCUUCACCUGUCAAUGGUCAUGAUAUAAUGCCUGAUCUGAGUGUUUCAUCAUUCAAACUGAACUUUUAGAAGCAAAAUUGCAAUUGUGUAUUUGUCAAAAGCUGUUCUAUCCUGUGUCUUAAACCAAAAUGGUGGACUUUAGCUGCUCACAGAUAAUCUACUAUUACUGUAGUUCUAUAAGAUGCAAUGUUCAGGUGUCAUGUUCUUUUAGUCAUUUUUGCUCCCUCUAAGCGCCUAUAUACUAAAGCUGGGGAGACGCUUAUCAGUUUCUCCAUAUUGUUUUUUACAAGGUCUAAGUAGACUAUUGGAUUAGUUUUAUAUCUAUAUAUCUCUACAUAAAUAUU
Molecule: messenger RNA, 2749 nt
Organism: Boleophthalmus pectinirostris (great blue-spotted mudskipper)
Lineage: Eukaryota; Metazoa; Chordata; Actinopteri; Gobiiformes; Gobiidae
Gene: ccdc85al
Product: coiled-coil domain containing 85A, like
Exons: 5
Coding region: 311-1729 (472 amino acids)
Source: RefSeq, a predicted model, not a curated record